Messenger RNA from Lathyrus oleraceus (garden pea), 403 nucleotides. RefSeq lists its product as uncharacterized. The record is from RefSeq and is a predicted model, not a curated record. NCBI's taxonomy places the organism in Eukaryota, Viridiplantae, Streptophyta, Magnoliopsida, Fabales, Fabaceae. Bases 14 to 403 code for a protein of 129 amino acids. The transcript has 4 exons.
ACCAACUUAUCGCAUGGUUGGCAAGGGAAAAGUGCACAAUACUUCGGGUGAAUUACUUCACCAUAAUCCCCUCCCGGUGGGAUUUAUGAAAGUUUCGGUUGACCUCGUAUUAGAUACGGACGCCCGUCUACCAUUACCUGACGUUGUUUCAGAGACAACGUUGAUGCGAGAUGCAGUCGGAUCCUUUGUUGGUUGGCCGUCAGAUCUAAUUUUCCCUGAUGCCGAGACUCCUACAAGACCCACACAUAAAGUUGGUAAAGUUUCAAGACGCAUCGAGUCGGUUGCAUCUCAAAAAGAGGUUCCCGGUCGAGAGUUGAAAAGCGCUGCUAAGGAUAUUCCAACGACGUCCGGGACAAAAUCUCAAAUUAUGAUGCGUCUUGAGAAAAUGGUGGAGGAAUUUUGA